AUGGCCAUCGCCUCUGCCGCAAAACCAAGCCAGAAGUCAUCUUUUGAAAGAGAAGGAUGGUGGAGAAUAGCAUUAACAAGCACUCCUAAUCCUGGCACUUACCACUUGAAAACUUUUAUUGAAGAAUCUCUAUUAAAUCCAGUGAUAGCAACAUACAGUUUUAAAAAUGAAGGAAGGAAAAAACCACCUCUUCUGCAAAGAAACGAUCUGGUACUAAAUGACCUUCCCCAGUACAUGCCUCCUGACUUCUUGGACUUGUUAAAGAAGCAAGUGGCCACCUACUCGUUUAAAGACAAACCACGGUCACACCCCAGCACCCUGGUUUACAGAGAUCAGUCAGUUCAGCUUUCGCCAGGACAAUACGAGCUACUUCCCGCACCAGUUCCCAAGCAUGCUUCCAGGAGCUUUGUAUUUCGUUCUACAGUGCAAAGUUUUCCAACAGGCUGCUUCACUCCUCGUGAAGGCCCAGGACCAGGUCAUUAUAACUUGAAAACACCUUCAGUAAGUUCUGUUACUUCCUGUUUUCAAUCCAGAGUACCUCGAUUCUUGCCUGCCUGUUCAAAAACGCCAGGCCCAGGAGCAUACACAUCUUCAGCACAAUUCCCCAAGCAGCCCCGGACCACAGCCAAAAUGGGCCGAGAACAUAGCCUUUUCUUCAACAACAAUUGGCUUUUAAAAUAA
Molecule: messenger RNA, 681 nt
Organism: Lipotes vexillifer (Yangtze River dolphin)
Lineage: Eukaryota; Metazoa; Chordata; Mammalia; Artiodactyla; Lipotidae
Gene: STPG4
Product: sperm-tail PG-rich repeat containing 4
Biological process (GO): epigenetic programing of male pronucleus
Cellular component (GO): female pronucleus; male pronucleus; germinal vesicle
Molecular function (GO): histone binding; chromatin binding
Source: RefSeq, a predicted model, not a curated record